Messenger RNA from Trypanosoma conorhini, 1884 nucleotides. RefSeq names its product 2,5-phosphodiesterase. NCBI's taxonomy places the organism in Eukaryota, Euglenozoa, Kinetoplastea, Trypanosomatida, Trypanosomatidae. The record is from RefSeq and is a predicted model, not a curated record. Gene Ontology annotation, biological process: nuclear-transcribed mRNA catabolic process, deadenylation-dependent decay. The coding region runs from base 1 to 1884 and encodes 627 amino acids. Gene Ontology annotation, cellular component: mitochondrion. Gene Ontology annotation, molecular function: 3'-5'-RNA exonuclease activity. The transcript has a single exon.
AUGGCGCGGCAGCCCAAUACUGUCGUUGUGCUGCAUCCUGUCAACAGCGACGUCGUCACGUUGGAUAUCUGUUUACAACUCGAUGCCUCUUCGGGGUCCGUCUGGCGGAAGAAUAUGGCUAGAAGCGAAGACGAGGCGGCAGUGAAGACGAUUGAACGGCUUCAGAUUCUACUGGUUCAACAGAAGGGAGAGAAGAAAGGCCGACGAGUGACGAGGGACGAGUUACUCAAAGUUGCUCCACCUAUUGAGGUUUUCGCCUUGGAGGGCGAUGAAGCAGAGGUGGAAGGGCAAGCAAUAACCCCAGCCACAACUCUGCUGAAGCCUUUAGAUGCGUCUGUGUCUAACAACGUAUUCUGGAAGCAGGCUAAGCAGAUGUUAAUUGGUUCGACCGCAGUGAAGGUGAAAUACAACGUCCCCACCAUUACAUCUGUCGUCCCGCCCCCUGCACUUUAUGUGGGAGUGCCGGCCGUUUGCUCUGGCGUGACCACGUUGUUCACGUCAGAGCUUGGCAUUCGAUAUGAAUGGUGUUUGUGUGUCACAGGUGCAGACGAGCACGCCUCUAUACGUGUCAUUUCCACAGAUGCUGUUUUUACUCCCUUGGAGGAGCAUGUAGGGAAGUCUUUGCUGCUGCGUGUAUCUCCUGAGGGGGACUCUGGCCUCUGGACACAAGUUGAGUUGCCCCCUGUCCUUGCUGCCCUGCCGCCUAUGGAUCGGUGGAAACACACGUUGCAGCCGGCAGAGGCACCUGCUUUCAGGGUAGUGACGUACAAUGUCCUCCACGAUGAAUUUUGCAGCACAAACGCGGCGAAAAGACGUAUUUACCCCUUUGCGACUGAUGACAUCUUGUCAUUGGAGUAUCGGCAAUCCCGCAUUGUACAAGAGCUUCUCGCAUACAAAGCCGAUGUGAUUUGUCUUCAGGAAUGUGGGAAGAAGGUGUACCAACAAUUUUUUGAGCGUGUCUUACGUCACAGUGGUUAUGAUGGACGUUACACGAACAAAAGUGGUGGUGUAAAAGAGGGUUGUGCAUGCUUCUGGAGGCGAACCCGUUUUUGUAUGGGUGAGGCACUUGAUUUCCCGUUGAACCUGUCCACUCUGCAGGAGGAUCACCCGGAAUUGGGGGCACGUGUGUCACUGUACCCCGAAUUUCGGGAAGCUCUUGAACAUGUCACCUCCAUUGGGGCGUUGGUUUUAUUGAGGGACCUUCACACCAAGGAAGAGCUACUUGUUGGUAACACGCACCUCUUUUAUCACGCCAACGCAUGCCAUAUACGCUUGUUGCAGACAUACAUGUUGUUACACAAGUUGAAACUUUUUGCUGCGUCACGGCCAUGUGUGGUCCUCUGUGGAGAUUUCAACUUUACUCACACGACGGGCGGUUACAGACUUGUUACCAGGGGUCAGACGGGGGUCGAGCACCCUUCCUGGAAAAAGGGAGAACUUUUCUACUGGGGAUGUGAUCGCAUGCUGGGCGUCAGCACGGAGGAAACGGAGAUGCUCGAGGAGGGGGGCGAACAGGGGGCUUCGUCGGUGGGGCCAGCGACGGAGCAGACGAAACGCCAAACGCCACUCGAGGCCUUCCGCGAGACCCUUGAGGCGCCACUGCAGCUGACGGACGCGUAUGACGCGACGGGGGAAAACUUGCCGUGGUCAAAUUACACCAUGACAUUUCGCGAAGUCAUUGAUUACAUCUUCUUCGCGCCGACUCGUCUCUCCGUUCUGCGCACUGUGCCUAUUCCACCAGAGAGCGAAAUAUCGGAGAAUGUCGCGUUACCGAAUAGGCGGUAUCCAUCGGAUCAUCUUGCGUUAAUUGCGGACUUGGCGUACACGUCCAAUCCUCCCCCGUCGCAGUCACCGGCGUCACCGAGCCAUACCCGCUGCGUCUAA